Molecule: messenger RNA, 873 nt
Organism: Malassezia pachydermatis
Lineage: Eukaryota; Fungi; Basidiomycota; Malasseziomycetes; Malasseziales; Malasseziaceae
Product: para-aminobenzoate subunit i
Exons: 1
Coding region: 1-873 (290 amino acids)
Molecular function (GO): catalytic activity
Source: RefSeq, a predicted model, not a curated record
AUGACACCUGUCCCCACCGAAGCCAUCACGAGUGCACGAUGCUACGUGACGCCAGGAUCAGCGCCACGUUCGCUUGCGGACCUGGUGCCGCAGAAAGUGAGUGAUAUGCUGAAUAGAAGUACGUUGUCUGAUUUAUCAGACGAUGCAUCCCUUCAGUCCCUGCUGCAAGCACAUCCACUCGCCCUGCAUGUGCCCAUGUGGUCAGCCCAUAUUCUGCGCCUCCGCGAUGCUACAGCAGCAUUGCACCGUACCUACCCAGAGACAUGGACCAAAUCCUGGAGUAUAGAAGAAAUUUUGGCGUCGCAGGCGGUGCAAGACCUGUCUCAUGCUUUGCAAACCUCUGAUACGCCGAUGCUUCGUGCGAGUGUUCGCAUUCAUGCCACGGGUACAUCGCGCACUAUCAUCGCACCAAUGUCAAUCCCACCCCCAUCAAAUCUUAUCGUACGUCUUGAUACUCAACCUGUGUGGCUUCGUGAUGCAAUGGUCCUGCAUAAAACCGAUGCUCGUGACCCCUACGACGCGGCCCGUGCACGUGUGCAUGGGACCCUAAGUGCUCCUUCGGCGGACCCAAACGCCUGCUUCGAUGUGUUGCUAUGGCAUACAGAUGAGGCAGGUGUAUCUUAUAUCACAGAAUCCAGCAUCGCCAAUGUCAUUGUUGAGCUUCCUGAGGAGACAGGCCCCAUGUACUAUACCCCUCCCUUUUCUGCGCUUUUGCCUGGGUUGCUGAUUCAAGGUCUUGUUCAUGAAGGUGUCGUACAUAUACAGCCCCUUCCAGUGGAAAAGCUACGUGUGAAGAUGCAGCAGCCCGGAGCCCAACUAUGGCUGUGCAAUGCUGUGCGAGGCAUGUUUGCCGUGUCCUUGGAAACGUCAUAA